This is a messenger RNA of Hemicordylus capensis (graceful crag lizard), 3161 nucleotides long. RefSeq names its product organic cation/carnitine transporter 2-like. The transcript has 10 exons. Gene Ontology annotation, cellular component: membrane. Gene Ontology annotation, molecular function: ATP binding; transmembrane transporter activity. Lineage: Eukaryota; Metazoa; Chordata; Lepidosauria; Squamata; Cordylidae. The record is from RefSeq and is a predicted model, not a curated record. Gene Ontology annotation, biological process: carnitine transport; transmembrane transport. Bases 137 to 1810 code for a protein of 557 amino acids.
CCGGCGCAGGCCAGAAGGGGCUGCUGCGCGCAGUAGCAGGCGGAGCAGCAGCUGUUCCGCCCUCCUCGCUCCCGGGUUUGUUCGCUGCCUGCCGGCCAGGCCCGCGUUCCAUUCCAUUUGCCCGGCGCCCACCGCUAUGUAUGACUACGACCAGCUCACCAGCUUCCUGGGCGAGUGGGGCCCCUUCCAGCGCCUCAUCUUCUUCCUGCUCAGCGCCAGCAUCAUCCCCAAUGGCUUCAAUGGGCUCUCCGCCGUCUUCCUGGCCGCCACUCCCGAGCACCGGUGUCUGGUGCCGGCCGGCGCCAACCUGAGCGGCGAGUGGCGGAACGUCAGCAUCCCGCUGGAGGAGCGCGACGGGCGGCAGGUGCCCAGCCGGUGCCGCCGCUACCGCCUCGAGGCCCUGGUCAACUUCUCCGCCAUGAACCUGGAGCCCGGCCGCGACGUCAACCUCAGCCAGGUGGAGCAGGAGAAGUGCCUGGACGGCUGGGAGUACAGCCCCGAGCCCUACCUCUCCACCAUCGUCACCGAGUGGGAUCUUGUGUGUGACAAUGACUGGAAAUCACCCCUAACUACCUCAUUGUUUUUUGUGGGGGUACUGUUUGGAUCCUUUAUAUCUGGACAACUCUCAGACAAGUUUGGCAGGAAGAAUAUACUCUUUGUGACCAUGGGGAUCCAGACUGGCUUUGGCUUCCUGCAGGUGUUCUCUGCAAGCUGGGAGAUGUUUUCCUUCCUCUUUCUCAUUGUUGGAUUGGGGCAGAUCUCUAAUUAUGUAGCAGCAUUUGUACUAGGAACAGAAAUCCUUGGCAAAUCAAUUCGUAUUAUAUACUGCACGUUAGGCGUUUGCAUAUUUUAUGCAUUUGGCUACAUGUUGCUGCCACUGUGUGCUUACUUCAUCAGAGGCUGGCGGAUGUUGCUACUGGCUCUUACUGCACCUGGGCUGCUGUACAUUCCACUCUGGUGGUUUAUUCCGGAAUCCCCUAGAUGGCUGCUCUCUCAAGGAAGAAUUCAGGAGGCAGAAGCCAUCAUCCGGAAGGCUGCAGAAAAGAAUGGCAUAACAGCUCCAGAUGUCAUAUUUGAUCCCAUUGAGCUUCAUGAUUUGAAUUCCGAGGACCAACAAACACACAACAUUUUGGACCUAGUGAGGACCCGGAAUAUAAGAUCUGUCACUAUCAUGUGUGUAAUUCUAUGGAUGGUCAUUUCCAUAGGCUACUUUGGCCUCUCUCUGGACACGCCUAACUUGCAUGGAGACAUCUAUGUCAAUUGUUUCCUCUCUGCUGUGAUUGAAGUCCCAGCUUAUACCAUCUCUUGGCUUCUCCUCCAAAAUCUGCCCCGGCGGUAUUCAAUGGCAGCAGUCUUGUUCUUAGGAGGAUGUGUGCUUCUCUUUAUCCAGUUGGUCCCUUCAUACCUCACUAUUUUGUCCAUUUCCCUGGUGAUGAUUGGCAAGUUUGGAAUCACAUCCUCCUUCUCAAUGGUUUAUGUCUACACUGCUGAGCUCUACCCAACAGUUGUGAGGAAUAUGGGAGUUGGUGCCAGUUCAAUGGCUUCCAGAUUUGGCAGCAUCCUCUCACCUUACUUUGUAUACCUUGGUGCCUAUGAUAGAUUUCUUCCAUACAUUUUAAUGGGAAGCUUGACAGUGCUAACAGGAAUCCUGACCCUGUUUCUUCCAGAAAGCUAUGGCACACCUCUUCCAGAUACCAUUGAGCAGAUGCUUAGGGUUAAAGGAAUCAAAUACAGAUAUACAUCCAAAAGCAAAAGAAGGUCAAAAGAUGAAGAAGAAAAUUCAGUAAUUCUUAAAACAACAUCUUUCUGAUUAAACUAAAUUGGAUGUUUUAUGAUGGACUGAAAGAGACCCAAACAUUUCCUUUCAUUUUCUUCCAGAAAGGACUAAUGGAUACACAUUGUCCUAGGAUUAUGAACUUAUUUAUUAAAUACUUAUUUCAAUACAUUCAUUUUUGUGAAUGUAGAUACUGUAUAUCCCACUGUGGGAUCUCCGCCAGUACCUGUAUAACUUGCAUGGAACAAUAUCAGGGGAAGAAAGUAUGUUUGCCUUUAGGAGUGUUGACAAGCACUCUUCUUGUAAAAUCAAUGGUUUUUUAAACGACAAUUGAAGAUUCAGUUGAUGGAGUGACUUUACUACUAGGUGCAUGUUGGCAAAAAGUGUAUGGGAGUUUAAAUACUGUCACUUGUCACCAUCUAGUUUGGGAUUUAGCUUCUCUUUGCUCAGAAGAGUUUAAGCUUGAAAUGAUAUGGAACAUCAACAGUAGCAGAUGUUGAUAAAUACUGUACUAGUGAUUUUACAUAAUACAUUUCAGAAGAAGCUGAGGCUGAUUUUUUUAAAAAUCAACAUUUGACAUCAAAAUGUAGGAAAGGAGAGAGAGUGCAGAACCAUGGCAGUCUAACUUUGUUUGCAAAGUACUUUACUUAUCUGAGAUGUAGUUUUAAGCAAUAACCACUAGGUGCAGUUGUUUACAUCUGCGAAUGGAUUUUGGCUAUUAUAGGCCUAUAUUUAUUUUUUAAAAUAAUAAAAUUAGGUUACAUCUUUCACUCCGUUUUAAUAUUCUAUAAUUCCCCACCAAAUUGCCUCUAACUCUGAAAGGCCAUGAAAACAUAUCCCCCCACCCACAUUCAAAACCCACCCCACUCAAAACCCUUUAGUCUUUCCCUCUGCCUCAAAUGUCUUCAGUUACAUACCAGGUAUGUCAUUCAGUUACUUUACAACACAGAGCUUGUUCUGUUAACUAUAUGUGUUGAUCCAGUGCCUUCAGUUGAUAGCACUUGCCUAAACUGCUGUCGUUGAUUAAACUCUGAGUACAUUUAUUUUAAAUGAGUAUCAUGAAAUUAUAAAAAUAAGUCUCAUGCCUAAGCAAUUGUGUCAAAUUCGCUAAGAACCGUUGCCCACAAAUAGUGGGAACUAUCUUGAUUGAAUUUAUUACCUUUUUGUUUAAACCAGAACUCUAAUUUGCACAUUUAAUUACAUUAUGACAGAGCUGAAAAUUAUUUCUGGGAUCCAUAAUGUAGUAUGUUUUAAACAGUUUAAUAAAAAUAAAGUAACAAUUUUUGUUAUAUUUUUGUUUUAAUUAUUUGUUAGCCACUUUGGAGGUUUUUAUGACAAAAAGAAAAUAUAUAAAUAUCUGAAAUAAAUACAUUUUUGUAUAACCUGA